AGAGAGAAAAAGGAGCUCUUAAUCAUCUCACUGAAGAAGAACUCGGAUACCCAUAAUCCUCUGCUUCUUCCGUUUCCAACCAUUCGAGUCCUAAGAUGGCGGACCGGCGGCGAAGGAGGAGGCGCGCGUCCCAGGACAGCGAGGAUGACGAUGAGUCCGGGUCGGGUUCGGACAGCGGGAGGUCCGGGUCCCCGUCCUCGAAGCCCCGGGGACGGGAGCCCGACCCGGCGGAGCCGACCGCGAGCCGGGUCCCGGCGAAGAGCGACGUGGAGUCCGAGUGUGAGAGCGAAGACGGCGUUGGAGAAGCCGUCCUCUCAGAUUACGACAGCGCCGACCCCGAGGACAACGGAUCGCAUUCAGAGGGAGUGGAGGAGGAAGAGGAAGCAGAGCAGUACAGCGACGAGGAAGCUCCAGCAGCAGCCAGCGAGCCCCAGCCCCCCACUACAGAUGGCCCUGUGGAGGGAGCGCAGGGAGAGGAGGAGGAGGGCGGAGAAGCUGAGGAGGAAGAAGAGGCUGUAGGGCGGAGCAAAGAGGAGAGCAAAGCAGAGGAGAAGGGAAACCUAGCAGGAGAGCGACAGAGCGGAGACGGACAGGAGUCGACGGACGACCCGGAGACGAAGGCGGGGGGCAAACCGGGGCAGCAGCUGGACGACGACGAGGACAGGAAGAACCCGGCGUACAUCCCAAGGAAGGGUCUGUUCUUCGAACACGACGUCAGGGGGCACGCUCAGGAGGAGGAGAGGCCAAAAGGCAGAAACAGGAAGUUGUGGAAAGACGAGGGCCGCUGGGAGCACGACAAGUUCAGGGAGGAGGAGCAGGCGCCGAAGAGCCGCGAGGAGCUGAUCGCAAUCUAUGGUUACGACAUCCGAAAUGGUGGCGGCCCCGGAGACCGAGGGUACAGACAGCGGAGGCCCAGACCGACUUCGUCUCCCAGCAGAGACAAACGGUGGAGAGAUGGAGGAGGAGAGCGGCCCGUCCGGUCCUGGCAGAACAGGGGAGGAGGGGGAGGAGGUCUGAACCGAGGAGGAGCUCCUCCACCUUCAUCUGUCCACCCCUCCUCUUCAUCUGUCCACCCCUCCUCUUCAUCUGUCCACCCCUCCUCUUCGUCGUCAUCCUCUGCACAGCGAAGCGGCAUCCCCUCCAGACCGCCUCCCUCCCGUACCAGACCACCCCAGAGUAACCUGCACCCCCCACCUCCGUCUCACUACAGGAACAAUGAAUCAAACGCACCCCUGGUGCACCACCGAGAGCGGACGGGUCCUCGGGCUCAGGCGGAGCCUACAGGGGAAAAGGGAGGUGUCAGAGGAGGGCGAGGAGGAAGGGCGCCCUCUGUGGUCAUUGAGGACAUUACAGUCAGUCAGGGAGGGGUCACGGAGCAGGAAUUGAGCGUUGGCGCCGUGACGCCGGCAGCGUCGCCACAGCCGGGCGGUUACCAGUCCACUUCACCGAGACGUCAGCAGGAGCAGCGAGGCGGCAUGGACAGAUCUGCGUCAGGACUGGCCGCUUCCUCUUCUGGCUCCGACCCUUCCCUUCAGUCGUCAGCAGGAGCGACCAAUCGGGAAGCUUCCCCUCCCGCCGAGCGGCCAGUGGAGCGCAAGUCUUACUCACUGGCUCGCAGGACUCGCUCGCGUCCCGCAGACCUGGGCAGUAAACAGGCGUCUGUGGAGGAGUCCGUUGCUGGGGGCAACAACUCUUCUCCUAGCAAUGUGGGGGGAAAGAGCUGGUCGGGUGGAGGCGACGCACCGAGCCAGGCGGGAGGAGGCGUGACGGAGCUGGACCAGGACGUGGCCCGGCUCAAUCUGGCCAGGCAGAGCUGGAGCCCGACCUCGUACAUGCGGUCUGAGAUGAGAGGCCUUCCUAACCCCCUGCACAUGCCCAGCGGCCCGCCGCAGUUCUCCGGCAUCGAGGAGAUGGGUGUCGGCAACAACCGGGCCAAACGCUACUCCUCCCAGCGACAGAGAGCCGUGCCCGAGCCGGCGCCGCCUAUGCACCUGGGAGUGAUGGAGGGACACUACUAUGAGCCCAUGUCGUACCAGGGACCAAUCUAUGCCCACGGGGAUAGCCCCGCCCCCAUGCCACCACAGGGCAUGCUGGUGCAGCCUGAGAUGCACAUCCCGCAUCCUGGUCUCCAUCCCCACCAAUCAGGAGGCCCCAUCGCUAACCCUGCCCUAUACGGAGGCCCACCAGUGUCUCUGUCACCAGGGCAACCACAGCAACUGCUGCCACCGCCUUUCUACCCUCCACCGGGGGUCAUGACCUUCCCCUACCCCACCAUGUACCCAAACCCACAGGGUCAGACUCAGGUGACCUACGGAGGCGUGACGUACUACGACACGGUGCAGCAGCAGGCCCAGCCCAAGCCUUCGCCUCCCCGCCGCACAUCCCAGCCCGUCACCGUCAAGCCCCCCCCUCCAGAGGUGCCCUUUGCCUCAGAGUGACUCCGCCCCUCACCCCUCCCUGCCACUCCAUCUCAGCCUCACUCUGGUCCAAAAACUGUAGGAGCGGGGUGGGCGGGUCGGUGAGGAGCUGCGGUCCAAAAACAACCACCAUGGUAAAGGAGGGAGGGUGGGAUGGAGACGGGCUCCGCCCACAGCAUCACUGGUGGAUUCAGACUUUCUCCCCCUUCUUUUUUUUUUUUUUUCUUUUCUUUGUUUAGCCCGUGUAGCAGUCCAGCGGGUCGAUGCUGUAUCUUUGAGCAAAAUGGGACUGACAAGUUCACGAGGAGUUGACCUCGGCGCCGUCGGUGCUCUCAGAGUAUUUUUAUUUGUUUUCACAUUUUCUGUUGAAUCCUGGAAACGGUUUUCUGCGUCAGGCGCUCUUCCUGCAGGAGGACACGUCGUCAUCCAUCCGUCGCAGUUACAGAGUUUGAAUGCAGCUCGGCUUGUUUUGGCUUCUGCUCAGUGCUCAUUCCUCUAACUCUAAAUGUGUAAUCAGCAGAUAAACAUGUAAUAAACGGUUAAUAACACUUUAUAAAGGCGCGGUAACUCAUGUGGGCGCUCAGAGGUGCAGGUAGAGCAAAAAUCGCUUCCUCCGUGUUCGGACGGCCGUAGUUUAGCGAGACGUCACGUUUGUUUCAGCGUUCAGUUAAACUGCAGUUCAAACUUUAAAGAUGAAACAAGACUUAAAACCUGGAGGAAACAAAAACAACUAAAAUAAAAUCCAGAGCGAGUACUUCUCUCUGACAGCAUCACUGCAGCUAAACGCACUCAAACAUUCCUGAAUGUUCCUAAUCCGGAAUAUUUUGCUGUGUUGUUUCAUCAGAAGAACCGUCUCACACGUGCGACACACACAAACAGACGUGUGAAACUCGUGAACAAACUGAGUGUAACGACUUGUUUCUGUUUAAACAGAUUGUUUUGACAUUUCUGAGUGUUUUUGAGCAACUUCAGGAAAAAAUUUCCAGCUUCUCGGUUUUCCUUAUAAUCAUAAAGAUUCAAACUGCAGACCUGUGACAGGGGGCGGGGUUUAGGGUUCAGCAUUAAAAGAAGAGUUUUAUGUAUUUUGUGAUAAAUGAAGAGAAUAAUUAGCAGAUUAAACAUCAGAUAGUUUAAGUUGAAUUAAGCUGAACAGCCGCGUCCCUUUAACGUGCGGCUGUCUGCCCUCCUGAGUGUACACGUGUCACUUCCUGUUGAGAUGGGGAGUUGGGGCAGGUGGAGGCGGUUCAUGUUGCUGUACAGGCGUAUGUGUAAAUAGAAGCUGCAGAGUAGAAACAUAUUCUAAUAGGCAUAGAGGAGCUUCGGCAGGGACCUCGAGCGAAUCGAUGGAUGGAUGAUGGAGAGCGGCCGUGUGGGUUUGGUUUCCUCUGUUCUCACGUCUGUUUCUUUGGGUUUAUUAUCAUUGUUGUUGUUGGUGCGUGCCGCCUCGUGUCUUUGUUUUCUGCACGCAGGAAGCUCGAACUAAAACUUGAUGAAGAACACCAGACUGUCAUGUUUGUUUGUUUGCGCUCUGUGUUCUGGGAGCUCGUGGUUGGACGUUAGCGUUCCUCCUCCUCUCGUUAAAGUCGGGGAGUUGUUUGACUGAUGGGUGAGGACAGAAGCGCGUUGCCGUUAGAAACGCCUGCCGUUCAGCCCGUUAGCAGAAUCAUCAGGAGAAAACAGGUUGAAUUUAACAGGAACAUUAAUCGUUCCUGAUCCCCGUGCUGAUGUUUGAUUGGGGGGAUUCCUCUGAUGGUGGGGCUCGUCUUCAGUGGGAGGAGGUUGGGGUUUUGGUGCUCGCCAUCAGAAACGACACCGCUCUGAUCUUCGUUCACCUUUAUCAGAGGAGGCCUUCAGCUGUGACCGUAGCUUCAGCUCACUUCAGCUCCAACCGUUAAUGUCCACUAAUGUUUCAAUAAAGUUUAAAGACGUUUCCUGU
Molecule: messenger RNA, 4353 nt
Organism: Oreochromis aureus
Lineage: Eukaryota; Metazoa; Chordata; Actinopteri; Cichliformes; Cichlidae
Gene: casc3
Product: casc3 exon junction complex subunit
Exons: 12
Coding region: 96-2438 (780 amino acids)
Biological process (GO): mRNA processing
Cellular component (GO): exon-exon junction complex
Molecular function (GO): mRNA binding
Source: RefSeq, a predicted model, not a curated record